GGAAAUAUGUUCAUAGAGAAACAUUUUCAUUACAACCAAACACACCUUUGUGUGUAAAGAAGAAAGUGAACACUUUUUCUGUACAGUAAUUUACCUUUCUUGAACCUCCAUGAAAAUACCUUCAAAGAAACCUCACUUCUUCAAACCAAUUCUUCCAGGCUUCAAAAAUGGAAUUAAAAUUCCUAUAGGUUUUUUGAAGUAUCUGAAGGGAUACGAGCAUAUUAAACGUGCUGUACUGAAAAGGGGUGGUAAGAAAUGGCGGAUUAAGCUGAAUGAACAUCGAUUUGAAGAUGGUAAUUGGGGAAAAUUUGUGGAGGAGAAUGAUUUGCAAUUGGGAGAUUUGUUGGUGUUUAGACAUGAAGGAAAUAUGGAAUUUGAGGUUUCUGUAUUUGAUUCAAGUCAUUGUGAUAGAGAAUAUGCAGAGUAUCUGCAGGAAGAAGGAGAAGGAGGAAGAGCCCGGACUGUUGAGGAAAUUUCGAAGGAAUUUGAGUUUAAAGAAGCUGCUACUCGCAACCAAUCUCAUGUUGUAUGCAAAGUUAGAGCCUAUUGCCUUUCAAAAUGUUACUUUCGCCUUCCUGGAAAAUUUGCAAGGGCAAACGGUCUCAUAAACAAGAAAUGUAGUUUGAUUAUUAGAGAUGAAAAACGAAGGUCAUGGAGUUUAAAGCUAUAUACCUCCUAUUCUCAAGUCUAUAUUGGAGGUAGAUGGGCUGAACUCCGUGAUGCAAAUGACAUAAAGGAGGGAGAUCAUAUAACAUUCAAGGUUGUUGCUAAUGGAGAAAUGCCAAUAUGGGAAUUCCAUACAAAUGUAACAGAAAAAUCGAAGUGCAACAUCAUGUCAUCACACGAGGCUUUUCGCAACAUAGAAGCUGCAAAAAACAUUCCUCUCUCUCACCCUCAUUUUGUUUGUACCAUGAAAUCAUAUUACCUUUCGAAGUGUUCUCUGCGAGUUCCAGUCUCAUUUGCACGGUUAAACGGUCUCAGAAACAGGACAUGUACAAUAACAAUAAGAGACAAGCGCCGGUCAUGGACAUUUAAGCUAUAUGCCCGUGGGGUAAACACCACCAUUGUUGGCGGAUGGCACAAGUUCUGCAUUGUGAAUUGCUUAAAGGAAGGAGAUUACUUAAUGUUUGAGAUACUUGACAAUGGAGAGAAGCCAAUAUUGAAGUUUCACGAUAUGAAAGGAAGUGCAUCACCUCAGCCCGAAGGAAAGAUGGUCAAUUUGGACGCUAAAAGUGUUUCCACAGAAGCAACAGGCGUUAAGAUUAAGACCUCAUACGUGACUGCUCCGAAAGUACUACCUGCUUCAAUAUCUGCUAAUGAUGCUAGCCCUCAUUUUAUUUCUAUUAUUAAGCCCUAUUCCAUCUUCAAACAUUUUCUGUAUAUUCCAUUGGCUUUUGCAAAAUCAAAUGGCUGGAUGAAUAGACGUUUUGAGAUGAUUCUCAUGGAUGAACAACAGAGAUCGUGGCCAGUUCGACUAGGGCCAGUGUCAGAUGAUCACAUCGGAAUUCACAUUGGAUGGCAAAAGUUCAAAGAAGCAAAUGAUGUCCAAGUAGGAGAUAUCUAUAGAUUUGAACUCAUCAACAAUGAAAAAAUACCUGUAGCCUAUUUCCAUCGUAUAUAUUCUGGAAAGGAUGCCAAGCAAAGCCCUUGACAAGUUAGUGAAGCAGUUGGUGAUGGGCAAGGGAAAGGAGCAUUGAAGGUGAUGCUUUGGUUAUACUACAUGUUGCUCUAAUCUCAACAGAUAAUGUACCUUCAGAUUUUUUUUCGUAACGGAGAAAUCCUCGAGGUCCGAUGGUGCAUGGUUCAAAGCUCGGUGAAUAAUGGAUUUUGAACCUGUAACGUGCACUAAACCCAUAAAUCACGUGUUGUGCUCUUACCACUAAACCAAAGUUCGAGGUCCAAGAUGUACCUUAGAUUUAAUGUUCUUCAAUUACCCUCCAUUUGAUUAUGACAUGUACAUUUUACUUCAAAUUCAGUGAUCUUGUAAGUUGCAUUUUAACCAACUCAA
Molecule: messenger RNA, 2008 nt
Organism: Solanum tuberosum (potato)
Lineage: Eukaryota; Viridiplantae; Streptophyta; Magnoliopsida; Solanales; Solanaceae
Product: B3 domain-containing protein REM10-like
Exons: 10
Coding region: 110-1651 (513 amino acids)
Molecular function (GO): DNA binding
Source: RefSeq, a predicted model, not a curated record